Anopheles bellator is the source of this 5059-nucleotide messenger RNA. RefSeq names its product guanine nucleotide exchange factor subunit Rich (gene Rich). Gene Ontology annotation, biological process: intracellular protein transport; retrograde transport, endosome to Golgi. The record is from RefSeq and is a predicted model, not a curated record. The transcript is spliced from 14 exons. Gene Ontology annotation, cellular component: cytosol; Ric1-Rgp1 guanyl-nucleotide exchange factor complex; Golgi membrane. Gene Ontology annotation, molecular function: protein binding. Bases 1 to 4716 code for a protein of 1571 amino acids. Lineage: Eukaryota; Metazoa; Arthropoda; Insecta; Diptera; Culicidae.
AUGUACUUCUCAAUCGGGUGGCCACGGGUGCUAAAUAGUGAACCGCAUGGAAUCAUCCGGAAAGUGGUAUGUGAUCGUGUGAAAAUAUUAUUCGCUGUUCUGGCAGACGACGCUGUUGCCAUUUGGUAUUCCAAGCCCUGUGUUCCGAUUACGAACAGAAGCAGGAAUUCAAAGUGUAUAGCAAAAUACGGCACCAACAGCAACGUCGAAUGGAAACCCGAUUCAAGCAUGCUUUUGGUGGUUACUGGGGGUACUUCCCAGGGCGGCACUUUGUUCAUGUACACUCUGAUUGUGAACGAUACUCCGAAGGGUGUCUAUAAUCAAAAUGAUUCACCAUUCACCAAUCUUCGACGAGACAGUGCCGAGUUAUUUCUCAAGGAGAUCAUUCCCUGUUUGAAACUGUCGUUAACUUACCGCGUUUGUCUUUACGUCCCAAUUUGCUGCGUUUCUUGCAUAAAUGUAACUCAAAUUAUGAUAGCAACACAGGAAGGACGCGUGGUUCGCUUGAACUGGGAGGGCAUAGAGGAACGCGACUACGCACUUGAUCUAAAACGAAUCCCAUUUAGUAUUAACCAGCAAGUCAGUUACGCCGUCCCUAUUCUAGAAUCAAACGUAUUCGUGGUCUCAAUUGACUACUCUCCAUUGUUAUGCGGUUUUGCCAUCACAUUGAACGACGGACGAGCAGCAUUUCUCACCGCAAACAACACAAAGUUUGACCCCAACCAAGUACAAGGAAUCUGGUGCCAAAACGUUGACGAUGCAACAUGCACCGUCAUCAACCACAAGUACCGUUUAAUAGCAUACGGUCGUAAGAAUUCUCAGACUAAUAUGUACGUAGUCGAUGAUGUAACCGGCGGCCUGGAACUGUCGCACAGGUUAUCACUCAGUGCAAAGGAUUUUCCCGGUUCACCCGGUUCCGUGCGUGACUUACGCUGGACCCCCGAUGGUUGUGCCAUCGUAGUCGCAUGGACAAACGGGGGCAUAUCAUUGUGGAGCACAUUUGGGUCGCUGCUACUUUGUUCACUGGCAUGGGAUUAUGGGUUGCAUGUGGAUUUAGCUAAAAAUGAUCCCUUUAACGUGGUCAGCAUGGACUGGUCAACGGAAGGAUACCAACUUCUGAUGGUGCGUCAGAAGAGUGUAGAAGAACAUAAUAUAGUGAAAACUACGAAAACAAUAGCCAAUGCAAGCAAUGAAAGCAACACUCAUACGACUGUGUUGAUGCAGUUAGACUUUGUCAAAAGUAUUCUAACUAUUAACCCGUGCAUGAGCAAUAAUUCAUUCCUGCUUCUGCAAGGGGACGAUAAGCUAUACAUCAACCACGGCGAUGUGUUGCAGAAUAUUUAUCCUUGUAACAAAUCACCCUACGACAUCCACAAUGAACGUGAGUCUUCAAACUUGGGUAAAAACGAUGAAUUGAACAAAGAUAUUUCCUGCGUGACGACCGAAGACAUCCCUACUUCGGCAGAGGUGGGAAGUGAUAACUAUAUCAAGUUCAACAGUGUUCUCUCGGAAAGCAAACACUGGGUUGUGCUGAAUCUACCUACUGCUUACAUUUCUUCAAAUUGGCCCAUUCGUUACAGUGCCAUCGACUGUUCCGGCACCAACGUGGCCGUCGCAGGCCGCACCGGUGUUGCAUUGUAUGCUUUCAACACUCGCAAGUGGAAACUGUUCGGUAAUGAAACACAGGAGAAAGAUUUUGUUAUUACGGGUGGUUUGCUAUGGUGGAAAGAUUUCGUCAUAAUGGGCUGUUAUUCCUUGAUAGGUUUCCACGACGAGCUUCGCAUCUAUUCCAAGGACUGCAAAUUGGAUAACCGUUUUGCUGUUAUAACGAAAAGCGCUAGUCCUGUUAUGUUAAUAAAUAUUUUUCGAGACCAGCUUGUUGUUUUCACUUCCGAUGGGCACCUUUCUAUAUUCGCACUUCAGUAUACUGGUGAUGGCAACGAUAGCGGUGGCGUUCAGCAUCGGGUCGAGUUAAUCAAGAUGCAUAUCUACGACAUCAAAAACGUUUGCAUUCACCCCGCUUGUGUGAUAUCAGUACUAAUGACCAGCUUAAAAAAUGAGAGCGUCGGUGGUUCCCGUCCAUCGACGAGUAGCUAUGAGGCCUCGCUCUCGGAAACGCUUAUUAUGAAUGUUUCCGGGCGUGUGCUAAUGGUACAGACCGACCAACAACAUCACCACAACGGUAGCACCAGAUCCGGCGAUGGCAGUUCGACCAGCAACACCAACACCGGUAUUAGUCAAUUAACGUCGACUUGCCUUGCAUCAUCGGUCGAGUGCAUCUGGGUGUCGGAGUCCAACAAAACACAUAUAAAGGAAUCUCUCUGGUUGUAUUGUGGGGGUUACGGAAUGCGUGUUUGGUUACCAGUGUUUCCCCGUAGCGGAGAAACUGGUUCGCGAAGCCUUCGACACACGUUCAUGAGCAAGCGCAUCAUGCUUUCGUUCACUCUGAAGAUUUAUCCGCUCGUCAUACUUUUCGAAGACGCCAUCAUUUUGGGCGCAGAAAAUGACACACUGCUGUACACUAGCGAUCCAACGGUUUACUUUUCUCUUCCGUAUAAUGCACUUAAAAGAACGAGCCAAGUGUAUUUGCAUCAAAUCCUGCGGCAGCUAAUUCGCCGCAAUCUCGGAUACAAUGCAUGGGAAAUCGCACGUUGUUGCACGGAUCUUCCAUACUUUCCACAUUCUCUUGAGCUCUUAUUGCACGAGGUGCUUGAGGAAGAAGCGACAAGCAAAGAGCCAAUUCCAGAUGCACUACUACCAUCGGUGUUAGAGUUCAUCCAUGAAUUUCCGGUCUAUCUACAAACCGUUGUACAGUGUGCUCGCAAGACGGAGAUAGCUCUGUGGCCGUAUCUCUUCUCUAGUGCUGGCAAGCCGAAGGAAUUGUUUCAGAAGUGUAUGGUCGAUCGUCAGCUGCAGACGGCGGCAAGUUAUCUGAUCAUACUACAAAACCUCGAACCAUCGUCCAUAAGCAGACAGUAUGCGACAUUACUGCUAGAUACGGCUCUAGAACAGCGUGAUUGGGCGCUUGCAAAGGAUUUGGUACGAUUUUUACGUGCAAUCGAUCCGAACGAUGUUGAAUCGCCUCGUUCAUCUUACAUUUUUGGAAACAAGAUUGGUGGUGGAUUGAUAGGCGCUGGACCACCAGCACCGAAUGCAGAAGAUUUAAGUCUCAUUCUGGGAAGCAGUAUGACGAGGGGCCGUAGCUUCUCUACCACCAUACCGUAUCCGAAAGCUAAUGACGGAGCAGCGACUGUGGUAAACAAAGAGAAGAACCUUAUGUUCAACGGCCCUGUGGGAACAGCGAUGGUACAGCAGACAGUUGGCGGAGGCACCGGCACAAACGAUGUGUAUCCUUUCGACCGGCAAGUUCAGCGAAGGAAGAAAAGUGUGCCAAAUACGCAGAUUGAACGCGAUUCAUCAAGUACGGAAGAGUUUUUUAUCGAUGUGGUUCUGCAGCGCUAUGCCCGACGAUUUUUGCAACUACGCAAGCUCGAAGAUCUUGGCUACAUGAGCGCAACGCUCGACUUUCACUUGGUUGGCUGGCUGAAUCGCGAAAAAGAUCGUGCGGCUCGCAUCGAAGAUUUUGUUUCAGCCCUCAAGACGCUACAUGAUGAGCUAGAUUGGCCAAAACCUUGUCUCGACCUAUCGCUUCUCUCCAAUGUCAUCGGAGCGCGGCAAAUCACACACUCGGAACCGUCACCAUCGCCAACUUUAAACCAAUCCAUCAAGUCUCCACUCUUUGAGUUGGCCACAAGCGGGACCGUCGAUUCAGGUUACAAUAGCUUGCCGUUUGUAAGACCGCUUAAUGUGAUCGUGAGCGGACUAACUGAGUGUCAACAAACGUCUAGGAAAGGCAAUGGAAAGCAUCAAUCAUUGAGAUUGCUGCAACAACAACACGUUCAAGAAAAAGAUAUAGCAAUUGAAGAAGCUGGUAUCGCACCUAUUGAGGUAAUGGAGGCGAAUCUUAUGCCACUGAGUGAUGCCACGAGUGUCCUUUCCGAAACCGCUCAACCCCAAUGGCCUGACGAUGUACUGACCGGUUGUAGUGAUGCUGGCGGUCGCAGAAGCUUCACACCAGGGGAGGCUACUUUUAGUCGGGCGAUGGAAAAGAACAUUUCUAAACAAACAAAAACAAAUCGCCGGAAACAACACAAGCUUGAAAUUCGAAUGCGCUACCUGCUUCAGAUCUUUACGGAAGCACACUGCUACGAGUUCGCUCUUCUCCUUUCUGUCCUUCUUCUCGACGUGGCUUCCGUCGGUCGCAUCACAAACGCUGCAAUCCGUUCCAAAUCGCUCGUCGUCUGCCGUCAACUUCGGAAUGGAUUAAAGGACAUGACGCGCUGGAGUUUUAACGAGUGUCUUGCGUAUCGCCCGUUUAUGAUAGCUCUUCAGCAGCAACUGGCAAUGUUGGAUAAAUUUGUAAUACAGCAAGAAGCGAUACCAUCGCUAAUGCAUACAGGUCCGGUACUUUCGACACUGGCGACCAUUCCUAUGCAUGCCCAACGUACACUACAGGAUACGGCCGGGAGCAGCAGCGUGAGUGCGGCAGUUAGCGGCGGAACAGCACUAAUAAAGGACCACCAUUUAGCGAAGGAACUCGAAAAGAGCAUCAGUAAUGGAACAGUUAGAAGAAUGAAUUCCGGUUCGUCUGUGAUUGAGGCUACUGGCAAUAGUAAUGUCGGCGAGAUUUGGAAGUGGCAAAUGUACAAAAGAUAGCGCGAGGAAAACCUACAACCGAAAAUCGUUUCAUAAACUCGGCUGUUAUCACCGAAGAAACGGAACGAAUGUGCAAUGUUAUGUAAAUAAAUAAAAUGGGUAACUAAAGCGAAGAAGGGAGGACUUCAGUUGAAAAACUAAAGAAUACUAUUCAAUGCGUUGACAUUAUUUAUGAUUUUCUUUGUUGUGCACUACAUGAGGGUAAAUUCAGAACCACAUUCUGUCCACACCGAUAUGAUGGAAAACUGCAAUGCUCCUAAUACUGCUUAGUAAAGGCGAAUGCCUUAAUGAAUUCAUAGCCAGAUAUCAAUCGUUUUAAUAUCACCUUAGUCGACGGGUGGAC